Messenger RNA from Acomys russatus (golden spiny mouse), 1097 nucleotides. RefSeq lists its product as uncharacterized. Lineage: Eukaryota; Metazoa; Chordata; Mammalia; Rodentia; Muridae. The record is from RefSeq and is a predicted model, not a curated record.
CAGGAAGGGAAGUGUGCAGAGGUCGCACAGAGCUGAUGCCUGUUCUCUAGUGCCUGAUCUGCGGAAUCCUAGGGUUGGCAUUGUCAACACCCUUCCUGUAACAUCACAAUGUCAACAUUCCAAAGGAGUCCAGAGCCUUGGAGGCAGGAUCUAGGAUGCCAGAGAAAGGAUGGAGAACAAUCCCCACAAAUCCUGGGGUUUUGUAUAAAGGCAACGGCUAAGGAUUAAGGAAAUAACGAAACGCCUGCCACCACUGUUGAGUCUGGACACCGUCUUUUUAAAAAAAAACAAUGUCCCACUUCAAUAAUUGGAAGAGCACCCAAAUGAGCCAAAGCUUCAUGUCACAUGACAGCAUCAGAGUUCUUCAUGAGAGGAAAAGGGAGAAUAAAAAACAUGAAGACCUUCCAGGAAGCCACCACUCAACCCGUGGCCAGAUGCUACAGGACAUGGAGGGUGUCUGGAGUGCUGGGAGCAAAACUAAAGAGGCAGGAGAAGACAGGGCUACAGAGGAAGGACCUUUUCCCAGCAAAAUAGAACUACGAAAAGAUGUGAAAGGAGUGAGUGACAGCAAAGCUGCAGGACGGAGUCGUGAACUAUCCCCCGCAACAGCAAAGAGCUUCCGGAUAUACGACGUGAGUUCUCUUUCUUGUCCUACCCCGUUGCAGACUGAGGAGAUGUGUCCCCACAGAAGGUUUAGAAUGGCACGUCUGCCCCAGCAAGGCCCUUUCCGACACCUUAUGGACAUGAAGGCAGAGAAGAGACUGACAGGCUGGAAGGAACGCCGUAGCCGGUUUGGUGACAUCAAUGUGCACAAAUGCUAUAAGUUUGGGCAGAUCUUCUCUCCUUUCCAGGCUCUGGCCACCGCAGAGAUGCGGAGGCUGGUGUUGCCCCAAGACCUGCCCAUGAGUUCCCGCAUGCAGAAAAUAAGUACUUCAUCCCUUAGUGACAUGAAUCUCCAGGAUUUACCCCUGUCUCCCACAGAGCUGGCCUUGGGAAAGGAUGACAGCCAUCAUGAGAAAGAGAAACCAGUGAGCCAUAUGAAAAGGCCUUUAUUCCCCCCAAUAGUUAAAGCAUCAAAAUAUAAUGACAUGAAAUAA